Hydra vulgaris (swiftwater hydra) is the source of this 3029-nucleotide messenger RNA. NCBI's taxonomy places the organism in Eukaryota, Metazoa, Cnidaria, Hydrozoa, Anthoathecata, Hydridae. The record is from RefSeq and is a predicted model, not a curated record.
AAAAUUUUAUAUUCAAAAUGGCGUUUGUCAUGCUGAAGAAGGUGUCAAUAAUAUCUUCAAGAUACAAUUCCAUAUUUCGCCAUAAUUGUUUAUUAAAUGAAAGUGUAAACAGAUAUUUUGUAUCAUCCAAUUAUUUUCCAACUUUUACUAAUAAGAGGCAGUAUCUUCAUCAGUUGCAUUCAAAAUAAUCAAGUCGUGUGGUUCUGAUAUGUCUGGAGAAAAUGAAGAUACUAGAAAUGAACUUGUUACGCAAGCAUGGGAAAUGCUUAAGAAAAGUGGAAUACCUAUGAAUAUUGGCCUUUGGAAUACGCUCCUUUCUGUUUACAUAGAGAACAAGCGCGAUUUUGAUCCUGUAGAUUUUCUGAAUGAUUUAAGAAAAAACUCACAAUUAGAACCAAAUCAGACAACUUUUUCUCUGCUUAUCCAAAUGUAUGCUGAACGAGGAGAUCCACUAGGUGUUAUGAAGAUCAUCGAGUUUAUGAUGGAAAAGGGUUUUGUAAUGACAGAAAAUAUGUAUGCUUGGUUAAUAAAAGCCUUUGCAAUAAAUGGAAAUUUUGAAGGUGUCAAACAUGUUAUGAAAUCAAUGAGAGAAAAUGGUAUUCCACCAAAAGAAAAAGUUUACAAACAAAUAAUUAAUGCACUUGCUGUUAGAGGUGACUUGGAAAAAAUAGAAGAUACUUUGAAUGAAAUGACUAAGAAGGGAAUAUCUCCAACAGUUGAACUUUAUAUGGGUUUGCUUAAUAAUCUUAGUGAAGGUGGCCAUAGAGACUUGAUUAAAACAACUUUAGGAAAGAUAGAAGGUAUGCAAGAAAUGUCGCCAGAAGUGGAUAGUCUUAUCCAACGCUUCACUGUGAGAGAAGACUAUGAAAAUGCGAUUGUAUUGUUGGACCAUUUCAAACAAGAAACAGAAAAUAUGAAGCCUUAUACUGUUAUAAAUCAAAUCAGCGUGGCAUCAUUCAAUUACUUACUUCAAGCUGAUAAGGAUCUUGAACAAUUCAAGAGGUUAAAUAAUGCAAUAGAAAAACAUUUUAACAAAACACUAAAUUCAAGGCUUCCUUUUCUUGCUGAAUAUCUCGCAAAGAAUGACAAGCUAGAUUGGGCAUUGUCUCUUGCAGUACCUGAUGAAUCAUUAAAAAGAUCCAAUUUUCAAAUAUACAACUUUAUUCUUAAAGCUCUAAAUUAUAAACGAGAUUUGAUUGGUAUUGUUAAGGUGUUUGCUGAUAUGGGUGAAAAAUCUAUUGAUGCUGAACAUUCUUGCUAUCAAAAUAUAGAAGAUACAGUAGAGGAAGUUGGAAGUGAUAAAAAUAACAAGUUUCUUGAUUUAGCAAAGGAUUUUGACAAAAUAGUGUUGCCAUAUGAGUUUAUUAAGUCUGUACUAUCGAGAGAAAACAUGAAUCUCAAUACAUUUUCUAAAUAUGCUCAUCUUGGCUCUUUAGGAGAUUUGUUGGGAUCCAUAAAAGAAAUUACAGACUUAAUGAGAAGGGAUUUCAACUCUGAAGAUGCUUCAAAGAUUGUAAAGGUGUUGCAUAAGAAAGGAAUUCAAACAAAAGUUCUUAUUGAGAAGGUUGUUGGCGAUGUUUCUAAUCGAAGUUAUGCAGAUGUCAAAGAAGUUUAUUCAUUCAUGUUGAACCUUAUACAAGAGGGCAUCCCAACAACUCCUAAUGCUCAAUACAAUUUACUUAAAGGCUUGUUUACAUUUUUUCGUGUUUCAAACUCAGAAUAUUUUUUUCAAUUUAUUCGUACGCUAAAAGAACAUGGCAUCGAGCCUGAUAAUAACCAGCAGAUUCUUAUGAUACGGAUGGCUGCCAAGAUUGGGAAUAGCAGUGCUGCACAAUUCUGUUUUGACAAACUGAUGGCUGAACCAGAUUUACCUGGAUUUUACAAUGAAAACAAAAACAUGUUGUAUCAAUAUCUCAUAUCUUCUUAUCAAAAUGAAGCUAUUAAGGAAGAAAGAAAAGAAAAAAAAGUUGCAAAUGCUCGUAAAAUCCUUCAAAUAGCUGCUGAAAUGAAGGAAAAAGAUUUAAAACCUACUGCUCAUUCUGCAUCUGCUAUAGCUGUUAGUCAUCUAAUUAAUGGUGAUGUUGCUGAAGCUAAUUAUUUUCUUAGUACAUAUGGAAGUUUCGAACCUACUGUUAAUCAAAGAAAUUUGUUAAAUACAGCUUAUUUGACUACAUUUAUUUCACAAGGAAAUUUUAAAGCUGCUGAAGACAAAUUUAAUGAACUGAUACUCAAUAAUGUAGUGACAUAUGGUCACUAUAAACAAAUGUUUAGGCUAUGUGAAAUUAAAGGAAAUGUUUCCAAAAUGGAACAGUUGUAUAGUAAAUUAUUGGAAAAUGGGAUGAAAGCAGAUGUAAAUAUAUAUGAGCAUAUGAUACGCACUUAUUUAAAAAAUAAUCAACCUGAAUGUUGUUUAAAAUUGCUUAAAGACAAUACUGAUAACCAAAAACAGAAGCUAGGAACUAAAUUAGUUUUAUCUGUUAUUCGUAGUCUUGCUCUAAAUGGAAUUGACAUAGUUAAAGAAGCUGUUGCUCUAGCUCGUAAAGACUAUCCAAAUAUUCGGGAACAAACUUUGAAAGAAGUCCUCCUAAUAGCUCAUAUUAAAGAUGGAUUGGUUGAUGAGGCAUCUUCUUUUUUAUAUAAAAAUGAAGUAGUGACUGAAAGUGAAAGCAGUUCAACUCGUGAUAAUGAAGGAAAAAUUUUAAAGCAAGAUAUUUUGGUUGGUCAUUUAAAAAAAUAUGCUGAGUCAGCCGAACAGCUUGGUGAUAUUAAAUUUAUUGAAAACAUUAUCAAGUUCUUGAAAUCAAACAAACUUGCAUACCAUGUUGCAUAUCCUUCUUACUUAUUGGCACUAGAUAAAGUUAACGAUAUAGAAGGACUUCGUAAUUUAUAUAAAGAUCAUCUGGAAAAUGAAGUCAAAGAAAAUGAUCAGUUUAUAUCGCUUUUAAAUGCUACUGUUGAAAAACAUGGCAUUUCUAAAUUUUAGGGAUGUUUUUUAGCAUUUUAUUAUAUAAAACACUUUUAUAAAACAA